AUGGCAAUUGUAUCAGUGAUACCAGUGGCCAACCUUACAAGCUCCAGCGACAAUGGUGGUAAUGGGACAACGAAUGGAACCGUCGGUGGCAAUGGAGACGACGGGGGAGGUGCAGUUGGAGGGGCAACCACGGUUGGUGGUUGCCCUCGACCGGAUGACACGUUAUAUCCGAGCAUGUUCGGAAUUGACCUCGCCGUACCCCAGUGGGAAGCGAUUGCUACCGCACUCGUACUGACACUCAUCAUCAUCAUCACCAUCGUCGGUAAUGUGCUUGUCAUUCUCAGUGUGUUCACGUACAAACCGCUCCGGAUAGUGCAAAACUUCUUCAUCGUGUCACUGGCGGUUGCCGAUCUGACGGUCGCCAUCCUCGUGCUACCCUUCAACGUGGCCUAUUCUAUACUGGGACGGUGGGAGUUCGGCAUCCAUGUCUGUAAGAUGUGGCUCACCUCCGACGUCCUGUGCUGUACGGCUUCUAUCCUUAAUCUUUGUGCGAUAGCGCUAGAUCGAUACUGGGCAAUAACCGAUCCGAUUAAUUAUGCCCAAAAACGAACCCUGGAACGAGUGCUGGCACUGAUUGCCGGUGUGUGGGUUUUGUCGCUGGUCAUCAGUUCACCACCGUUGAUCGGUUGGAACGACUGGCCGGAAGAAUUUUCCAGCGAGUUCCCAUGUCAAUUAACUAGCAAUCAGGGCUACGUCAUCUACUCCUCCCUCGGAUCAUUCUACAUCCCGUUGAUCAUCAUGACAAUUGUAUACAUCGAAAUUUAUAUAGCCACUCGGCGGCGGCUCCGGGAGAGAGCUCAGGCGUCCAAAAUCAAUACUUUGGCCAGUAGGAGCAUUGGGGUAGCGAGCGACAAGGAGAUGGCCACAACACAGAACAACCCGCGGGACCGGGAAUCAAUUAGUAGUGAAACAAACCACAACGAACAUCCAAACCAUAGCACCAGCAGCAGUAGUACCGAUCACCGGUCCCAGCGGAAACGAAAGAAGAAGGCUAAGGAGAAAAAAGAAGCCAAAGUAGCGGCCAAACGUGCCAAACAGGCAGCGGAGAGUCAGCUCCGAUUAGCGCUUCGGGAUGAAGAUUCCGUAACGGAAUGUCCGGCGGAAAAUUCGUCACUCUGCGAGGGCAAAGCAAACUGUGAUAUCAAAUCGGUCAUCGAUCCGAACGGAACGGCGGCAACCGGUGCCGGUGCGGCGGAUGUGGCGACCGACGGCGAGGAUGGUGCCACUAAUCCAACUAUCGCCAAUACAACCAACGGCGGCAGCGGUGGCGGCGCUAGUGAUAAAAAGCCACACAAAAAGGCAAUUAUAUCCCUACCGAACCGGGGGCGGAUGAAACAGUCGUUCCGGAAAGCCGGCGGCAUUAAUCAGUUUAUCGAGGAAAAGCAGAAAAUCUCCCUGUCGAAGGAGCGACGGGCGGCGCGGACGCUCGGCAUCAUCAUGGGUGUGUUUGUGGUCUGCUGGCUGCCGUUCUUCCUAAUGUACGUGAUACUGCCGUUCUGUCCGUCGUGCUGUCCGACAAAUAAGUUAAUUAAUUUUAUCACAUGGCUCGGUUACAUCAACUCCGCUCUAAAUCCCAUUAUUUACACAAUAUUCAAUUUGGAUUAUAGACGCGCAUUCAAGCGGCUGCUGGGAAUCAAGCCGUAA
This is a messenger RNA of Sabethes cyaneus, 1644 nucleotides long. It is a transcript of the gene Oct-TyrR, whose product is annotated as probable G-protein coupled receptor No18. The transcript has a single exon. Gene Ontology annotation, cellular component: membrane. Lineage: Eukaryota; Metazoa; Arthropoda; Insecta; Diptera; Culicidae. The record is from RefSeq and is a predicted model, not a curated record. Gene Ontology annotation, biological process: adenylate cyclase-activating adrenergic receptor signaling pathway. The coding region runs from base 1 to 1644 and encodes 547 amino acids. Gene Ontology annotation, molecular function: octopamine receptor activity.